This is a messenger RNA of Dermatophagoides pteronyssinus (European house dust mite), 2176 nucleotides long. It is a transcript of the gene pasha, whose product is annotated as microprocessor complex subunit partner of drosha. The record is from RefSeq and is a predicted model, not a curated record. Lineage: Eukaryota; Metazoa; Arthropoda; Arachnida; Sarcoptiformes; Pyroglyphidae. Gene Ontology annotation, molecular function: primary miRNA binding; heme binding; double-stranded RNA binding. Gene Ontology annotation, biological process: primary miRNA processing. Gene Ontology annotation, cellular component: microprocessor complex.
UUUGUUUAUUAAUUGUUUAUAUUCUUUAUUUUUUUUUAAAUUGAUUCUAUCAGUAUUAAAAUUAAUAGGAAAAAAACAUGUCAGAAGAUACUGAAAUGGAUUCUAUUGUUGAUAAUAUCAAUAAUGUGAAUGAUGAAAAGCAAAUUGAAGAAAUUUCGAUUGAUAAUUUGACAAACAUCGAUGAUCAACAAUCUGAUAAUAAUCAUAAUGAUUCAUCAACAACAACGAUGAAUGAACCAUUGAAUAAUGAUCAAGAUAUUGAUCAAUGUUCAAUGGAUUCAUAUGAUUCGGAUGAUGAUGAUUGUACAUUUAUUGAUAAUAUGUUAGAAGAAAAUGUUGAUAUUGAAGCAAUAAAACGUUGUGAACAGGUUAAACGUAAAUUGGAUGAUUUAGAUGUUGAAGAUCAAGUCAAUCAAACUAAACAAUCAUUAGAAUCAACAACAACAGUCACUAAUAAUAAUAAUACUGCUGCUGCACGUGUUCCAACAAAAACUGGUAAAAAACGUGCAGCUAAAUCACGAAUCGAAACUAAACAGAAAAAUAUUCUAGUCAAACGUGGUCAUGAUCUAUUUGAAAUUCUACCCGAAGGUUGGGUAGAGAUAACACAUUUUAGCGGUAUGCCAAUCUAUCUGGAUAAACGAAGUCGUGUUUGUACAUUAUCUAAACCAUAUUAUCUUGGUUCAGGUAGUGCACGUAAACAUCAUAUACCAUUAUCAGCUAUACCAUGUUUACAAUAUAGAAAUGAAUUGGAAAAAGAACGUAAAGCACGUGAAGAAAUGGAAUUGAAAUGUUUAAAUAACAAUAAUGAUAAUGAGGGUGAUGGUGAACAACAAACCCAACAAACACAACAACCGAUUGCCAAAGUUGAAACACUUGAAGAAAAUAAAAAAGAACGUUCACUUGAUUCGAUCAAAAUACGAGAAUAUUGUCGACGAUUAUUUGAAUUCAAAACGAUUACAGUGAAAAAAUUUACGUUAGUUUUCUUUUUCGUUUUGUUCUUUGGUUUGAAUUUGAAUUCAAUUUUUUUUUUUGUUUUUUUUUUGUUUCUUAGAAAUUGGGCUGAUCGCCGGAAACAUGAACAAUUGAAAAAAAUAGCUCAACGACCAUCAUUGCCUGAAUCGACAAAAUUAAUUACCUGUACGAUACCGAAAAUAAUACCGAAUAAUAAUAAUAGUACGGCUGGUACCGCAGCUCAGACACUUGUCAGUAAACCAUUUAAAAAAGAAUUCAUUAUGAAUCCAAUGGGAAAAUCAGAUAUUUGUAUUCUACAUGAAUAUGUACAACAUACUGAACGUACACAACCAAAAUAUAUAUUCGAAGAACUUGAAAAUGUUAGUAAACCAUAUUGUGCAACAGUUUUUAUUAAUGAUAUGGAAUAUGGUAAAGGUUAUGGUAGUAGUAAAAAAGAAGCAAAAACUGAAGCAGCACGAAUCAGUCUUGAUAUAUUAAUACCGGAUUUAAAAAAUACAUUAAAUCAAGAACAAAAUAAAUCAGAAUCAUCAUUAAAUGAUUUAAAAUUUUUUGAUACAAUUUCUAUUGAAGAUCAACGUGUUAGUGAAUUAUGUUUAAAAGCUGGACAAUAUUCACCAUAUCAGAUAUUGGUUGAAUGUAUUAAAAGAUUAUAUGGAUUUGAAGAUUUGGACAUAAAAACCGAUACUAAAAUUGUAAAACAUCAUAAAAUUGAAUUUAAAAUGACAGCCGGUACACAUGAAGCUAUUGUAAUUUGUAAAAAUAAACGUGAAGGUAAACAACGUGCUGCACAGAAAAUUUUAAAAAGUAUACAUCCACAAUUAAAUUGUUGGGGUGCAUUACUUAAAUUAUAUGGACAAGGUUCAUGUAAAACAUCCAAAGAGAAAAAGGAAGAAGCACAAAAAAUAACUGAAUUACAAAAUAAUGCCUGUUCAAAUAAACCAAAUUAUGCAAUUUUAAAUAAAUUAAAAGAAGAAAUGCUUAAACUUCAUGAUGAAAAUGGUAAACAACAACAACAACAACAACAAUUAUCAUUACCUGCUAUAUUAAAUGCAACAGUUGUUGGUCAAUGUGGUAAAAAUGUUAAAAAUCGUAAAGAAAAAUUUCAAAGAUCAUCACAGAAUUUAUAAAGUAGAGUGCCUCCUGAAAUGAUUUAAAUCAAGACUUUCCAUUAAGAUAAAAUCAAUUGAGAGAAAACUUUUUGCAU